Molecule: messenger RNA, 405 nt
Organism: Macrosiphum euphorbiae (potato aphid)
Lineage: Eukaryota; Metazoa; Arthropoda; Insecta; Hemiptera; Aphididae
Source: the annotation of a GenBank genome assembly
AUGGAUGAUGCUUAUUCAAUUAUGAAAAAGGUGUGUGAACAACCAAGUGAGGUUACAGAAACAGAUGAAUGUAUACCAUAUGCAAAUUUACUGGCAGUAAAAUUAAGAUCAUUGGAUGAGAACACUCGAGGUAUUCUGAUGAAUGAUAUAGAUAAUUUGUAUUUUCAUGCAAAAUAUAAGAAACAAUCCACUGAUCUCACCUCUAUUAGUUCUCACCAAAAACUUGGUAGUGGUAGCACUAAUUCAAACCUUUCUAUUAGCCCUACUAUUGUUCCUAUGCAUUCUUCAACACAUUUGUUUUCAAGACAUCCUUCUCACUUUUCUCCAGAAAUCUCAUAUGUGGUUCAACCUUCUACAGCAAACACAUAUAAUAACUACGCAUACAACUAUUUUUUUCUGUUCUAG